CUCAGACAGCCUUCCACCACCUCGCGACUCGCACACACGCCCACACACUCGUUCCCGCGCUCACCUCCCACGCCCGCCACCCAGCCGGACCCGAGCCACGCCACGCACGCCACCCCGCGCCCACCAGAAGCGACGAGGGGCGGCUGGAAACACACACACACACACACACACACACGCACACCCCUCCGUCAGCCACUCCCAUCGUCGCCACCAACUCGUCCUUCCUCUCGUCCGUCCACUAAAGAUACUUCGACCUCGCUGGUGACUCCUGCUGCUGGGUCGUACGAGGGAGUGAAAUCCUGUAUACCUGGACGUUGAUUCCUGAGCUUAUAAGACAUUCAAACCCUGUGGCAAGACUCCUGAACGUCCUUAUUCACUUGUGUUUGUCCUGAAGAGCGUGGAAGUCGUCCUACGCGUCGUCCCCCUCCUGCACCUUCGCCUAGACUCCCGUGUUCGGUGUGUGGCAGAGGCUCCAGCCGGUUUUUAAAGGAGCACUGCCGAACGUGACGCCGCCUCGCCGCCUCAAGGUCGCGUGGCCCCGUCCCGUCACCACCUCCGUCACGGCCUUCGCCCUCCCCGCCCUCCGCCUCCUCAGUCCACUUCAAGAAACAAGUAGCGGAAGAGCUCUCCAUUAGCAGCAGCGGCGGCGGUAGUGGUGGUGUCUGCGCGUGUGCCGUAGCUUAGUGGUGGUGGUGGAGGCUGUACAGGUGUGUGGUGGUGGUGGUGGCGGCCAGGUGUGUGCGUGGAGGUGGUGGUGAGGCCCUGAGAGAGUGGUAGCAGUAGUGGUGGCGGCGAUGGCAGCGUACGCCACUUACCGGCACGUGGAGCUGGACCGUGUGGGCGUGGGGAAGAAAAGGGUGCUGAAACCACCUGGCGGGGGAUCAUCCAUCGUCUUCGAGGAGGACGAGAGCACGAAACCUGUGAAGAGCCGGCCUCAGCAGCAGGAACAGCAGUCUCCCCCGCCCCAGGCCUCGCCCGAACCCCCGAUGGAACCUCCGAAGGAGGCCCCACCAGCCGAGAAGCAGCCGGAACAGCCCUUCCCUAAGCCUGAAAUCAAUGGUAUGAGUACCCCAGACUGUAUCAAAGAGGAUGCUGCUUCCACCACGGUCAGUAACCCCACCCCCGCCGCCGCCACCACCAACGGUGAGCGCUCUCCUGCCCUCAACGGGCCAUCUGCUGUGAACGGGUCGAGUACUACCAAUGGGUGUAUGAGCAGCGGCACAAGCAGUAGCAUGUCCAUGCACUCUGGCGGCACCCCGAAGCACCUCAACACACAGACCCGCAUCUUCGGGGCCGAGCAGGGCGGCCUGACACCGCGACGUCGCCUGCGGGACCACGAGCGCAGCAACAUCUUCGCCGGCGACGAUGCCGCCUCCAACGGCACCCACCGACCAGUCUUUCGGCGGCCAAGGAAUCGGCGGGACCCAGUGACGGGGGUGGGGGUACUCUGCUGGGACCUCCAUGCCCCCCGCUGUGCACCCAGCAAGUGGAAAGCUGAUCUGAAUGGCAGUCCACGCAACAGUGAGAGCACCCCCGAGCCCAAGACCCCUGAGUCGGUGCAGCAAGCCCCAAGGCAGCGCGUUCCCCCUGGUGGCUUCUCCACUAAGCUGUGGUAGUCCUCCUCAUAUGAACCCCUCCAUCUACUUGUUCUCUUUUGCCUUUGUUUUGCUCCUCUUCCUGCCUGUUCCUCCACAUCCACUUCUCUAAUUGUAUUCAUACUUCAAUUUCCUGUUUCUGCAAUCCUGCAGCACUUCCACUAACCCUCUGUCUCUUUAUCUCGGUAUCAAUCACAGCAAUGAAGCCACGCAGCACUUAGUGGAGUGCUUAACAUGUGACAGCCACAAAGAGAAAAUCCAUCAAAAAGUCUGUAUUGUCAGUGUUCUUUUAUAUCGAUGUCCUGUAAGUGUUUGUCCACGUCCAAACACACCCACACACAUGGUUCUUUCUAAAGUUUUUAUUCUUCUUUCUUCUCUCUUCAUAUUGUUUAGUGGUAUGAGAUGGAAGAUCUUGAAUACUAUGAAUUUGUUUUGGAAGUUUUCUUACAUUGUGGUUUUAGUGUCAUGUGAUUGUGCAAGAAAAGUUGAGGGGAUUUACUUUACUGCCAUAACCUUUCUAUGACACUUACUCCAGAUAUUUUGCAGUGCCACUUCUGUGCUGUCUAUCAAUCAAUUUCUUGCUGUGAAUCACCAUGAUGUAUACUGCUAUCAUUUUUUAGAGACUUAACUAUUAGCUUCCCCCGAACUGAGCAGUACCCUAGCCAUGUAUACCGUAACUGCUUAGUCUCGUUAGUAUCUGGGUCAGCAGACAGCCAACCAGUAAGUCCCAGGGUGUGUUGUGAACAUGUUGGUCUGUUUUUACCCUUAAAUCCCAUCCAACAAGCAAGGCCACAUCUAAGUACCCCACAGAAAGCACACCAUUGGAGGGUCGACCCACAGCACUCUCUCCUGAGCGAUGAGGGUCCGAAUGGGGGCCACACUUAAUGUCCAUUUAAGUUAGCUUUCAGUUGUGUCAAGAAGGUAUUAGUAUCCUGUUUAGCCAUAUUAAGAUUGCUCAACUAAGUCUUGCUUUUGUUUCUUCCUUCCUUCGAGCCAGGUUAACCAAGGUCAGGGCCGGGUAGAGUAUAAGGACAUAAAUUCUCACUCACUCAUGCACCAAAAAGGAAGUAGUAACUCAUAAUCCAUUCCAUGUUAUUGUUUAAGCUCCCUUCACCCCUCUCCUUAAUCCUCUCAGAGACACGUGGCCAAAUAAAAAUGAAAAUUCUCGGCAAAGCAAAUGAAGGUGCCUGGUAGUCCAUCCACAUAUCAUUAGUGUCACCAGGAAGACUCUGAAGGAAACCAGAAAGUGUUCAGAGUCGCCUGCCCAACCCUAACACCACCCUAUCACCCCUACUCCUGGCUGGCCAUGUUUGCCAGCCAGGUGUGUGUAGUUUUUGUUUCAGGUGGGCACUGUUUUGCAUCACUUUGUUUUCCUUGAUGGUCUGGACAACAUUCCAGCGACUGUGAUAAUUCUUGUGUUAAAUAAGGAAGAGGGAGUGUGGCCGCAUGAAAGAUGGUUUAGUCAAGGUAUAUUAUAUAUAUAAGCACUGUUUGGAAAGUCCUACUACUGCUUGCUUAGAACUGGCCCUGUCUGGCUCUAUAGUAAAGCCUCUUUGUAUUAGUUUUAAUAAAUUAAUCAUCUGUA
Eriocheir sinensis (Chinese mitten crab) is the source of this 3180-nucleotide messenger RNA. RefSeq lists its product as uncharacterized. The coding region runs from base 795 to 1616 and encodes 273 amino acids. The record is from RefSeq and is a predicted model, not a curated record. Lineage: Eukaryota; Metazoa; Arthropoda; Malacostraca; Decapoda; Varunidae. The transcript has 4 exons.